This is a messenger RNA of Gadus morhua (Atlantic cod), 2872 nucleotides long. It is a transcript of the gene htr3a, whose product is annotated as 5-hydroxytryptamine (serotonin) receptor 3A. The transcript is spliced from 9 exons. Gene Ontology annotation, cellular component: postsynaptic membrane. The record is from RefSeq and is a predicted model, not a curated record. Lineage: Eukaryota; Metazoa; Chordata; Actinopteri; Gadiformes; Gadidae. The coding region runs from base 152 to 1720 and encodes 522 amino acids. Gene Ontology annotation, molecular function: transmembrane signaling receptor activity; extracellular ligand-gated monoatomic ion channel activity. Gene Ontology annotation, biological process: monoatomic ion transmembrane transport.
UUGGACCAGCGAGCCAGCAGCAGAGAACAGCAGCUUGAUGCUUCUGUAAACACAGGUAGGCUAUAGAUUACAAAGUGUAUAGCUUAGAAACUUUUAACAGCAAAGAAUCCAUUUUUCAAACUCGUUCGAAAUACGUCAAACCAACUCCAGAAUGAGACUUUCGGUACCAUGGACAGCUCUUGUUUUCCUCCUCGUUCAGGGCGUCCUACCAGCUUCUCCAGUUAAAAAGAUUGGCAACAGCAUGGGACGAUUUGCCAAUGCCACCUUGGUGCGUCUGUCCGAGUUCCUGAGCGCUGGGUACAAGAAAGGGGUUCGACCCGUGAAGGACUGGCGCGACUCCACCUCGGUGGCGAUCGACCUCAUGAUUUACUCCAUUCUCAACGUGGAUGAAAAGAACCAGGUGUUGACAACGUACAUCUGGUACAGGCAGGCAUGGACUGAUGAAUUCAUGGUCUGGAACCCAGAGGACUUUGAUGAGGUGAAACAAGUCUCUAUUCCAACUGCCAAUGUGUGGGUGCCGGACAUACUGAUCAACGAGUUCGUAGACGUGGGCAAGUCCCCGGAUAUUCCCUACGUCUACGUGACCCACGAGGGCCUGGUGAGCAACUACAAGCCCAUCCAGGUGGUCACCGCCUGCACCCUCAACAUCUACAACUUCCCCUUCGACGUCCAGAACUGCAGCCUGACCUUCCAGAGCUGGCUCCAUACCAUCAAAGACAUCAACAUCACACUAAUGCGGAGCCCCCAGGAGCUGAAGGAAGACCACAGCCUGUUCAUGAACCAGGGCGAGUGGGAGCUGCUCCACGUGCUGUCCGCUUACAAGUCCUUCAGCCUGGACAACGACGACUACUACGCCGAGAUGAAGUUCCACGUGGUGAUCCGGAGGCGGCCGCUCUUUUACACGGUGAACCUGCUGCUGCCCAGCAUCUUCCUGAUGGUGAUGGACAUCGUGGGCUUCUACCUGCCCCCCGACAGCGGGGAGAGGGUCUCCUUUAAGGUGACGCUGCUGCUGGGCUACUCCGUCUUCCUCAUCAUCGUGUCUGACACGCUGCCCGCCACCGCCAUCGGAACCCCCCUCAUAGGCGUGUACUUCGUGGUGUGCAUGGCGCUGCUGGUGAUCAGCCUGGCCGAGACCAUCAUCAUCGUGCGCCUCGUGCACAAGCAGGACCUGCAGCGGCCCGCUCCCGACUGGCUGAAGCGGCUGGUGCUGGAGAAAGCCCCCGUCCUCUUCUGCAUCCACACCAAGCACCGCCUGUGCUCCAUGCUGUCCACGCACUCCUCCUCCUCCUCCUCGUCCACGUCCUCCUCCUCCCAGGCCGCCUCCGACCUGGAGCGCUUCAAGGAGCCCGGCUACGGGAGAGGGCCCUGCUCUCUCCACCACACCUGCGAGAUGGGCCACACGGGGCUCGUCGGGCUCGACGGACUGGGCGGCCCCCCCACCCACCACCACCACCACCACAACCACCCCCACCAAACCGAACGGGACGGGGGGGGUCUCCUGGGGGGCCUGGGCGUCCCGCCGGUGGUGGACAACAUCCUGCAGGAGGUGACCUCCAUACGCCACUUCCUGGAGAAGAGGGACAAAUGCCGGGAGGUCGCCAAGGAGUGGCUGCAGAUCGGCUACGUGCUGGACGUGCUGCUGUUCCGGGUCUACUUGGUUGCCAUGGUGGCGUACAGCAUCACGCUCGGCACCCUGUGGUCGGUGUGGCAGAUCGUCUGAGGAUUACGACUCUUUAGCGCGCCGAGCCGAAGCGCCCUGCUCCGCCGAGGUUGUAUGGAGCAGCAGGCCAACCGUGUAGCGCUUGGGGAGCCCCAGGGGGGCGUCGGGGGGUACAGCGGUUAGAGAGUAAGAGGUGUCAUUACGGCCGCAGGCUGCUUUACUUAGUCAUGCACACAUGUACAGUGCUCUAAGAAACAGGGGAGGACAGAUGGAGACGUGGGCAUCCGGGUGGGAUGUUAGUGCGUAGUAUACUCGUCUUCACCUAUUCUUGUAUAUUAUUGUUGCCACCGGAUACGCUGAUGUAAGAUACUGGGGAUGAGCAUAACGACAUGUUAGAUGAAUGAAUAUCUCAACAUUAACAAAAAAGCAACCGCAACGAUAUUCCAUAGGAAUUGUUCUGCUGGGUUAGAAAACAGUGUUUGGAGAAUUAUACACACUGUACAUAACUAGUCUGACGCUCAGGCUGGAUUGAGCUCACUCUGGAUAUAAUUCAUGCUAUUCAUUAACUUGAUCAACCCGGUUUACCUAUUAAAACCAACAAACCGUAUUUUAGCCUACUAUUCCAUUUUGAAAUCAAGAGAGGAAAUUGGUUGUAGAAGGGCAAAUGACGUGUGUACUUAUUACCUACUUAACUUAACAGUGUUGUGUCGUGUUGAUACAAUCCAUAUGUUAAUCCUGGAUGUGAGCCUUUCUAUUGUGCUGAAGACGCAGCCAUAGCCUCCUGUGUUCACAAUGAGUUGUACAAUACUCAAUAUAUUCUUAAAAAAAAUAAAGGCUUUUCUUCCCCAAGCUUGCUGACAUGCUUCCAAAAAGUCAAAACACAGGUCAGUUUCAUUGCUUUGAAUUAAUUAACAUUCAAAAAUACUUAGUUGAGGAAAAAAUAACUCUUGAUAAGCCAUACUUAUGUGUCCCUAUUGUAUCAAAGACUUACUGGAUAUUGGUAAUUAGCGCAUAAAAGAGCCAUAAUGAGGCACUUUUGACAUGGCUGUCAAAAGUGUAUCAUUAUAAGGUACAAUGACUUUCAAUUGCUUUUAUAAUUUUUGCAUAGCAGUUUCUGCUGAUUUCCUUUGUGAAAGCUUCCAGUAAAGUGUGUGUUUAGGAGUGUAUGUAUGCGUAAUCAUGUUUUGAAUUAAUAAAAAUACAUGAAUAUGA